Molecule: messenger RNA, 1110 nt
Organism: Saxophila tyrrhenica
Lineage: Eukaryota; Fungi; Ascomycota; Dothideomycetes; Mycosphaerellales; Extremaceae
Exons: 6
Coding region: 1-1110 (369 amino acids)
Biological process (GO): transmembrane transport; carbohydrate transport
Cellular component (GO): membrane
Molecular function (GO): carbohydrate:proton symporter activity
Source: RefSeq, a predicted model, not a curated record
AUGUCACCGCCUGUCCGUGUAGCCCUCUCUGCGCCGGACGAUCAAAUGCUGACUUUCAUUGCAGACUGGAUCGACUAUGGGUUCUCAUACGUUCAGAGCGAUGUGUCCUGGCGCACUCCAAUCGGUCUGCAGCUGAUCUUCGCCAUCACCGUCACGUUCAUUGUCUGGGGCCUGCUAGAGUCUCCACGUUGGCUCUACAAGCGUGGAAGGAAAGAAGAGACAAUUGAGGUCCUUUGCGCCGUUCAUGACCUACCACCGGACGACGAAUACAUUGUCUCCGAGAUGGAAGCAAUUCGGGUGGCAGUCGAGCUCGAACAGGCCGAAGGCUCACAAAAGGUCAUGGCGGUCUUCAAGAACGAUAACUUGCAGACUGGAAGACGAGUCUUGCUUGCAUGGUUUGGUCUUUUCAUGAAUCAGAUGCCUGGGAUCAACUUGGUCGUCUACUACAUGCCAACAGUCCUCGUUUCCAACGUCGACGUCGAACCAAAUACGGCGCUUUUGAUUGCUGGAUUCGUGCAGCUCAUGUUCGUUGUAGGCAACACUCUUCCCGCAUUAGCCCUGGACCGCAUGGGACGCAAAUGGACAAUGAUUUGGGGUUGCGCUGCGCUAUGCAUUUGCAUGAUGAUGAUCGCAAUCCUGCUCUCCUUCGGUGGAGAGAGCACUUCUUCGGCAUCGAUUGCUUUCUUCUUCUUGUACAUGCUGAUCUUUGAAGGGACAAUCAAUGUCGUGCCUUGGGUCUAUGGACCGGAGAUCUUGCCAUUGGAAGCAAGGACAAGAGGCACAUCCAUUUCUGUAUCCGCACAUUGGUUGUGGAAUUUCUUCAUCGUGAUGAUUUCGCCAGUCCUCAUUGACGGCAUUGGCUGGCAAACCUAUCUGAUCUUCAUGUGCUUGCUGGCCUCGUUCUGCCCGAUCAUCUACUUCUAUUACCCGGAAACGUCGAACCUUGGUCUUGAGGAGAUCGAUCAGAUCUUCCUGCCCGAGUCGAUGGGCGGGCUCAACGGCAACGCAAGGAUUCGCUUUACCCCCGAAAUGGCCGCCCUUAGACAUCACUCCGUUGUCGAGAAAGAUGGCGAGGGAGUGCAAGGCGCCAAGACCGUCGAAAAGGUCUAA